This is a messenger RNA of Nematolebias whitei (Rio pearlfish), 2392 nucleotides long. Its product is annotated as mothers against decapentaplegic homolog 3. NCBI's taxonomy places the organism in Eukaryota, Metazoa, Chordata, Actinopteri, Cyprinodontiformes, Rivulidae. The record is from RefSeq and is a predicted model, not a curated record. Gene Ontology annotation, cellular component: heteromeric SMAD protein complex. Gene Ontology annotation, molecular function: DNA-binding transcription factor activity, RNA polymerase II-specific; I-SMAD binding; RNA polymerase II cis-regulatory region sequence-specific DNA binding. Gene Ontology annotation, biological process: anatomical structure morphogenesis; SMAD protein signal transduction; regulation of transcription by RNA polymerase II.
GAGUCAGGGCGACGGAGUCCGCUGCUGAAACGGGGGUUUGACCCUGACAUGCUCCUGCGAAGCUUCAAGUAAACACAAAUAAUCUGUUUGUAGCUCACUAACGCUCUCAUACUCGCAGCCGGGACGGCGGAUAGAGGCGGCUGUUGUCGCAUUUCGUCUAGAAAAAAAACAAAACAACAACAAACAAACAACAGAGGACUUUUCGCGACACUCCCGGACGGACUUGACCGAACUCCGACAAAGAUGUCAAUUUUGCCCUUCACUCCCCCCAUCGUCAAGAGACUCUUGGGCUGGAAGAAAGGCGAGCAGAACGGGCAGGAGGAGAAGUGGUGCGAGAAGGCGGUGAAAAGUCUGGUGAAGAAGCUGAAGAAGACGGGACAGCUGGACGAGCUGGAGAAAGCCAUCACCACGCAGACCGCCAACACGAAGUGCAUCACCAUACCGAGGGCCGCCUGCAGGUGUCUCAUAGAAAAGGUCUGCCUCAUGUUAUCUACUGCCGGCUGUGGCGCUGGCCGGACCUGCAGUCUCACCACGAGCUGCGAGCAGUGGAGCUGUGCGAGUACGCCUUCCAUACAAAAAAGGAUGAAGUGUGCGUCAACCCUUAUCACUACCAGAGAGUGGAGACGCCAGUCCUCCCACCGGUGCUGGUGCCCAGACACACAGAAAUCCCCAGCGAGUUCCCACCCCUGGACGACUACAGCCAUUCAAUCCCUGAAAACACCAAUUUCCCUGCUGGUAUUGAGCCUCAGAGCAACUACAUACCAGAAACGCCACCACCUGGAUACCUCAGUGAGGAUGGAGAGACUAAUGAUCACCAGAUGACCCACAGUAUGGACACGAGCUCGCCAAACCUGUCACCGAACCCCGUUUCGCCCACACACAGUAACUUAGACCUCCAGCCAGUAACAUACUGUGAGCCGGCCUUCUGGUGCUCUAUUUCAUACUACGAGCUGAACCAGCGAGUAGGAGAGACCUUCCACGCCUCGCAGCCCUCGCUGACAGUGGAUGGCUUCACAGACCCCUCCAACUCUGAGCGUUUCUGCCUUGGAUUGUUGUCAAACGUCAACCGAAACGCAGCUGUGGAGUUAACACGCAGACACAUCGGACGUGGUGUGCGGCUGUAUUACAUCGGCGGAGAGGUGUUUGCAGAGUGUCUCAGUGACAGUGCUAUCUUUGUCCAGAGCCCCAACUGUAAUCAGCGUUAUGGUUGGCACCCUGCCACUGUCUGCAAGAUCCCUCCAGGAUGCAACCUGAAGAUCUUUAACAACCAGGAGUUUGCUGCCCUGCUGGCGCAGUCAGUCAACCAGGGCUUUGAGGCCGUCUAUCAACUUACCAGAAUGUGCACCAUCCGCAUGAGCUUCGUCAAGGGCUGGGGAGCUGAAUACAGGCGACAGACAGUGACCAGCACCCCCUGCUGGAUCGAGCUGCACCUGAACGGCCCGCUGCAGUGGCUCGACAAGGUGCUCACUCAGAUGGGCUCCCCGAGCAUUCGAUGCUCCAGUGUCUCUUAGAGACGCUUCGUCCUCUCAUUCCCCGCGCACCUCGUCUCUUGAUCAGAGACUGAAGACAGAGAUGGGAACAACGAGACACAAAGGCUCCCCCAUCCUUUGAUUCAGCUACUCUUUGUCCCUCACCCACCUGCUGUCAGGAGCACUUUUUAUACACAUUUUGUUUGUGGCAAAAGGGGACAAGUGCAUUAGUGUUGUACCAUGUUAGUAGGUUCUUAGUACUUAUUACUACGUUUCUUUUUCAUGCUGGGUUUUAUGUUUGCCAAUAAAAGACCAGACAGAAUAUCCACAUGGGAUCUUUCUAGUCAAGAUUGUCUCACUUUCAUUUAAAUUUCUUGUUCAGAAUUUUUUUGUCCACAUUAUAAAUUGAACCAUGAAUUAAAAAAAAAUGACAAUCCUAAAUCUGAAAAGCAUGUGAGAUUUAGGAAAGAAACACAUUUAAUUUGUUUCCAUAUUUGUGCGUUUGAUGAAAUAUGAAGAUUUGUACAAAUGUACAACAGUGAGGUGGACUGACAGUAAUUUAUAUAAUGAAAAUAGUAAUGCAUUGUGAAAAAUACAAAUAACCUCUGAAUAUAUAGGCCUCAGAGAGGAGGGUCACUCAUAUUAUAGUCAGCAUGCGUUACUUAGAUGAGGCAAACAUUACAUUUAGCAUCAUUUUUUAGUCAAAACAGUAUGAAAACUGAGAAUUGAGCUCAGUUUUUAAAUGUCCAAGGCAAGAGCACAGAAGCUAUGUGUUUAAAAUUUGACAAGAGUACUUAACGACAAUGAAAGUCAAUAAAUGUCACCACAAAGACGAUGGACUCUUUAUUUAGAGUUGGUAUAGUGAUGUAGACAAAGCACAUCAGUCUGCUGUUCUCACAUGCUUUUCAGAGGGUCGAGUAAAA